Molecule: messenger RNA, 1395 nt
Organism: Aspergillus alliaceus
Lineage: Eukaryota; Fungi; Ascomycota; Eurotiomycetes; Eurotiales; Aspergillaceae
Product: major facilitator superfamily domain-containing protein
Exons: 6
Coding region: 1-1395 (464 amino acids)
Biological process (GO): transmembrane transport
Cellular component (GO): membrane
Molecular function (GO): transmembrane transporter activity
Source: RefSeq, a predicted model, not a curated record
AUGUCCUUAGACUCCGAGAAACCAGAAGAAUGCACAAUAGAAGACCUUAAUCCCACCUCCGAAACCCAAGACAUAGUAUCCGAUCGCGAUGCAGAGAAACGCCUCCUCCGCAAAUGUGACCUCCAUGUCGUCCCUAUCCUCACCCUCCUCUUCAUGUUUGCCUUCCUGGACCGCAUUAAUAUCGGAAAUGCACGGUUAAUGGGUCUGGAAAAGGAUCUGGGUAUGAGUGGGCACCAAUAUAAUAUCGCGCUGUUUGUCUUCUUUAUCCCGUAUAUUCUGUUCGAGGUGCCGAGUAAUAUGAUCCUGAAGAAGGUGAAGCCCUCGUGGUGGCUGAGUGGGAUUAUGUUUGGAUGGGGUAUCAUCACUACCUGCCAGGGCAUCACUGGCAGUUUCACCGGGUUAGUGGUCUGUCGGGUAUUGAUUGGAUUCUUCGAGGCUGGAUUCAUGCCUGGCUCUGUUUAUCUUAUCAAUAUGUACUACCGCCGCCAUGAGCUCCAAUGGCGACUCAAUCUUUUCUUCAGCGCUAGUAUCAUCGCUGGUGCAGUUAGUGGUCUCCUCGCCUACGCUAUCAACAACAUGUCUGGCAUAGCCGGAUACAAAGGCUGGCGCUGGAUCUUCAUCAUCGAAGGCCUGGCCACAGUAGUGAUAGCGGCGUUCUCCAAAUUCAUCGUCGUGGAUUGGCCCGAGACGGCCAAAUUUCUGACCGAAGACGAACGAUCCCUACUCCUCGCACGUCUGAAACAAGAUCGAGGUGAGGCACGGAUGAACAGAAUCGAUAAGAAAUCCGUGCGGCGAACCCUCACAGACCCGAAGAUUUAUCUAGGACCAGUCAUGUACUUUGGUAUCGUCAACACAGGCUACGCCGUCUCCUUCUUCACCCCCACAAUCCUCCACCAAUUGGGCUGGACAGCAGUGCGUGCCCAAGUAAUGAGCAUCCCAGUCUACAUCGUGGCAACCAGCACCACUCUCUCCGCCGCCCUCCUCAGCGAUCUUCUGCGCCACCGCUACCUCUUCACGCUGACCGGUUGCCUCGUCGCAACAACCGGCUACGUCAUUCUCCUCGCGCAAUACUCCGUCCCAGUCGGAGCGCGUUACUUCGCCAUCUUCGCCAUCACCAGCGGCGGAUACCUUACGCAGCCGAUCCUAAUGGGCUGGCUGAGCAACAACAUGGCGGGCCAUUACAAGCAGAGCAUUGCAUCAGCGAUGCAGAUCGGGUUCGGAAAUUGCGGUGGGUUAGUAGCGAGUAACAUUUUCUUUCAGGAGGAGGCGCCGGGGUAUCGGACGGGGUAUGGGGUCAGCUUAGGCAUGACGUGGGUGUGUGGGAUCGCCUGUUUGCUGUUUUUGGGGUAUUUGAUUCGAGAAAACCAGUUGGUUAGGUUUCAUCUUCGAGUGUAG